Messenger RNA from Hibiscus syriacus, 1497 nucleotides. RefSeq lists its product as uncharacterized. Gene Ontology annotation, molecular function: protein dimerization activity. The record is from RefSeq and is a predicted model, not a curated record. Bases 1 to 1497 code for a protein of 498 amino acids. Lineage: Eukaryota; Viridiplantae; Streptophyta; Magnoliopsida; Malvales; Malvaceae. The transcript is spliced from 5 exons.
AUGGAAGUUGGAAAAGGUAUAAAGCUCCCAACACCUUAUGAGAUUUCAGAUGUGUAUUUGACAUCGGAGUAUGAACAAGUUCGUGAAUGGGUAAAUGAACUGAAGACGCAUUGGAAACAACUGGGUGCAACUCUGAUGUGUGAUGGUUGGACCAAUAGUUUAAAUCAAAUGCACAUCAUCAAAUUCCUUGUUUAUUGUAGUAAAGGAACCGUAUUUUGGAAAUCUGUGGAUGUCUCGAGCGUUCGUAGUAGAGAUGCUGAAUUCUACUAUAAUUUGUUAGACAAAGUUGUUGAAGAAAUUGGGGAAGAAUACAUUAUCCAAAUAGUGACCGACAAUGAGGCAGCAAUGAAAGCCGCUGGGAAAAGAUUAAUGUUGAAAAGAAACCAUCUUUAUUGGACCUCAUGUGCAGCUCACUGCUUAGAUUUAUGUCUUGAGGAUAUUGGAAAAAAGUCUAGUGUAGCAAAAGUGUUAGAGGAAGCGAAGAAAGUGAUAUGCUUCAUAUAUAAUCACAUUUGGACCGUUGAUUUGAUGAAGAAGUAUACUCACGGUAAGCAAAUUCUUCGCCCUGCUCUUACUCGAUUCGCUACUCAUUUCAUACAGCUUGAGGAGAUAACAAGGCAAAAACAAGGUUUGAGAGAGAUGUUUAAGUCAAAGGAAUUCAGAGAAUCAAAAUGGGGACAACAAAAAUCAGGGCCUGCUUAUGAAGCCAAAAAAAUUGUUUUGGGAAAAGAUUUUUGGAAAAAAUCCGUUGAUAUCAUAAAAGUUUACGAACUCCUAGUCAAAGUGCUAAGGCUUAUUGACGGUGAUGAAAAACCAACAAUUGGUUUUAUUUAUGAGGCCAUUGAUAGAGCUAAACGAGCAAUUAAGGAAAAUUGUCGAUAUUCCAUCGAGUUUGAAAGAAUUAUUGAUAAUAGAUGGAAUUUUAUGCAUUCCGACUUGCAUUCAGCUGCUUAUUUUUUCAAUCCUCAAUUUCAAUUUGGGGUGGAGCAUUAUGAGAAUGUAUUAGCAGAAACAUUAGAAGGAACAAGAUCAAUGAUUGAAAGAUUAGAACCUUCUAUUGAUAAUCAAAUCAGAAUGGUUAAUCAGGCACAAAGAGCUUGGAAUCAAAUGAAUCCAGCUGAGUGGUGGAUGAUAUAUGGCACAUGUACUCCUGAAUUACAACGAUUAGCAACUAAAGUGCUUAGUCAAACAACUUCUGCAUCAAAUUGUGAACGAAAUUGGAGCACAUUCAGCUAUAUUCACACCAAAGCAAGAAACAGGUUGAAGUACAAAAAACUUGAGAAACUAGUGUUUACCUAUUAUAAUAUGAGACUUAAAAUAAGGCAUCAAAAAAGAAUGAGUAUUGAUGAUAUAAACGCUAGUUACAAUCCUAUAAGCCUUGAUAACAUCUUUGAAGAUGUUGAUUCACUGUUAGAAUGGCUUCAAGAGAAAGAGAAUCCAUUAUUAGAUGGUGAAAAUGCUGGUGUGUUGCUGUGGAUACCUCAGAUGAUGAAAUGA